UGUGCCCAAACUUUGACUGGUACUGUAUAAACAAACAAACAAACAAACAAACUUUGGAACGUAGACAUGUUGGGACAAACCAAUGACUAACAGUGUUUUGCAACUGUUUAUAUACUUUUAUCAUGUGUUAAUAUGAGUAAAUAUUAUAAUGAUGCACAAGAAACUUAGAACAUUAUACAUCAGUAUAUACAUAGAAUACAUUUUAGAGUUUAAAAGAUGUGGGUAAAGUUUUAGACACCACCCCCUCAUCCUUUCCUCAACUUGGUACUUUCCAAGUGACGCAAAACAACAUGGCGGCGCAGUAGCCGGGGUCUGUCUUCUACACGGCCACAGUUUCCACUGUUCAUCAUGCGGGAAAAUGAUAAAACACCUUCUCGGGUGUUCAUCUGCUCUUUUCAGGACUGCCAGGCUGCAUACGAUAAAGGCUGGAAGCUUGAGGCGCAUCUGUGUAAACACACCGGAGUGAGACCGUUCGAGUGCGGCUUCACCGGAUGCAGCAAAUCGUUCUGCAGUAAAUCUCACCUGGUUCGUCAUGAGCUCACACACACCGGAGAGAAACCCUUCAGGUGCAGUGAGGACGAGUGCAUGCAGAGUUUCACCACAAACUUCAACCUGAGGAAGCACAUCUCACGCAAACACAAACAGGAAGUGAAGCUGUACACCUGUGUGUUUGAGGGAUGUGGUAAAAUCUUCAAGAAGAACAACCUGCUGAAGAGUCAUGAAAGCACACACACGCUGCAGCUCCCAUAUCAAUGUUCAUUUGAAGGCUGUGACAGAUGUUUCUCCACUCCCAGCAAAAGAAAACGUCAUGAGAAAGUGCACAAGGGUUACACGUGUCCGGCUGAAGGUUGCUCGUUCGUUGCGAAGAACUGGACUGAACUGAACAAACACAGGAAAGAGCAUAAAGUAAGGGUGCAGUGUGAGGACUGUAAGAAGAUGUUCAGGGAUCGGUGGUUCCUGAAGCAGCACCAGCGCGUUCACGCCGACUCUCGGCUGGUGUUUGUGUGUCCGAGAGACGGAUGCGGUCGCUCCUACACCACCGCCUUCAACCUGCAGAGCCACAUCCUGUCCUUCCACCAACAGGAGCGAGCGUUCAGCUGCACACACCCCGGCUGCACCAAAACCUUCUCCAUGAAGCAAAGUUUACAGCGUCAUUCUGUGGUUCAUGACCCCGAGAGAAAGAAACAGAGGAAACCCCGUCCUACACGAUCACUGGCGUCUCGCCUGAGUGGCUACAAAAUGCCCCGGAAACGCCAGUCUGAAACCCUUGGUGAAUCUCCAAACUCUAUGACCGACCAAUCAGAAUCAUCCACAUCACACCACGUCGAGGACGAUGUAGCAAACCCGGUCAAAUCUGACGCUUCUGAAAUCGUCCAAUCAGAAGCAGGGACAUCUGAAAGUUCCGUCAUUCUCAUCUUAGAGCCACUCGUGUUGCAGAGUCCCACAGAGAGCCAAUCAGAAAUCAGUGAAUUUCAUACCAUUGUAGAAACCGGACAAUCGGAAAUCAAGAAUUCGCUCGAUAGCGACAAAACCGGCCAAUCAGAACUCCCCGAAAUUGUAAAUCUAGUCGCUGUCCAAUCAGAGCACAGUAUAGUAUUGGGCAGCCAAUGAUAAGCCUUAAAAUUCAUUCGCAGAAAUGAAGUGGA
Silurus meridionalis is the source of this 1646-nucleotide messenger RNA. RefSeq names its product general transcription factor IIIAa (gene gtf3aa). The record is from RefSeq and is a predicted model, not a curated record. Lineage: Eukaryota; Metazoa; Chordata; Actinopteri; Siluriformes; Siluridae. Bases 349 to 1611 code for a protein of 420 amino acids. The transcript is spliced from 9 exons. Gene Ontology annotation, cellular component: nucleus.